Messenger RNA from Acanthopagrus latus (yellowfin seabream), 2895 nucleotides. RefSeq names its product beta,beta-carotene 9',10'-oxygenase-like. The transcript has 12 exons. Lineage: Eukaryota; Metazoa; Chordata; Actinopteri; Spariformes; Sparidae. Gene Ontology annotation, biological process: carotene catabolic process; retinal metabolic process. Gene Ontology annotation, cellular component: mitochondrion. The record is from RefSeq and is a predicted model, not a curated record. Gene Ontology annotation, molecular function: beta-carotene 15,15'-dioxygenase activity; carotenoid dioxygenase activity. Bases 124 to 1854 code for a protein of 576 amino acids.
UGACAAUAAGUUCACUUCAACCGAGCCCACAAGCUAUAGCAUUUAAGCUAGCUGAUUCUUCCUUUUUUUUUCCCCUUUAGCACUUUUGCCUGCUUUAAAGACACGUAUUUACUAAAUAAUGGUAUGCAGCUACACCUAGCAACCAACUCUUGCAGUCACAGUUGCUCACUUCACCUCAAGAUAAGGCUCGAAGUACACCUAGCCUACGCAGAUGGCACUGACCCUAUCAACAGUGUCAAAGUGAAGGAAUCCAUAACGUCAGCAGUGAAAGGACUGGAGUCGAUUGCACCUCUGGUCCGCUCUGUAGAAGAGACCCCUGAGCCGAUCUCCACUCAGGUACAAGGGACCAUCCCCUCCUGGAUCAAUGGCAACCUCCUCCGCAACGGCCCGGGGAAGUUCGAGUUUGGAAACACACACUACAACCACUGGUUUGAUGGGAUGGCGAUGCUACACUGCUUCAAGAUCGACAAAGGCCAGGUGACGUACAUGAGUCGGUUCCUGACCAGCGAUGCCUACAAGAAGAACAGUGAGCGGGAUCGCAUCGUGAUGUCAGAAUUUGGCACCCUCGCCAUGCCGGACCCCUGUAAAAACUUCUUCCAGCGCUUCCUGUCUCGCUUUGAGAUGAUCCAGCCCACGGACAAUGCAAGUGUGAGCUUUGUGAAAUACAAAGGUGACUACUACGUCAGCACGGAGACCAAUUUCAUACACAGAGUGAACCUAGAGAACCUAGAGACGGUGGAAAAGGUGGACUGGAGCAAGUUCAUCGCUGUGAACGGAGCCACUGCCCACCCUCACUAUGACCCUGAUGGCACCUCUUACAACAUGGGCAACUCGUAUGGGAGCAAAGGAGCCAUGUACAACUUCAUCAGAGUCCCACCUGAGAAGAAAGAUGCUACAGACACCCUACAAGGAGCCAAAAUACUCUGUUCCAUUGUGCCUGCAAACAAGUCCCAUCCCUCCUACUACCACAGCUUUGGCAUGUCAGAGAACUACAUGGUGUUCAUUGAGCAGCCGAUUAAGAUGGACCUGCUGAAGAUAGUCACAUGCAAGCUGCGGGGGAGGGCUUUGAGCGAGGGCAUCUACUGGGAUCCCAAGCUGGACACUGUCUUCCAUCUCGUGGACAAGCACACGGGCGAGGUCAGCUCGACGAAGUACCACACCAAAGCCAUCUCCACCUUCCAUCAGAUCAACGCCUUCGAGGAGGACGGGUUCUUGAUGCUCGACAUCUGCUGCCAAGACGACGGCGAAGCCAUCAACAACUACCUCAUCCAGAACCUACGCAAGUCAGGAGAGGCUUUAGACGAGAUGUACAACUCCCUGAGCAGACCUUUCCCUCGGCGCUUCGUUCUUCCCCUUAACAUAACCAGUGAAACUGAACUAGGCCAGAACCUGAACACACGGCCUUCCAGUAAUGCAACAUGUGUCAUAGUCAGCAAAGAUAAGGUGUUCUGCCAACACGAGGAUCUCCAUGGAGACGACUUAAUCGAGUACGGCGGCCUGGAGUUCCCUCAGAUCAAUUACGACAGAUGUAACACGCGACCGUAUCGUUAUUUCUACGGCUGUGGCUUCAGACACCUGGUGGGAGACUCGCUGCUCAAGAUGGACCUGACGGACAAGACACUCAAGGUCUGGUACCAGAAGGGUUUCUAUCCGUCAGAGCCGGUGUUUGUGCCGUCACCUGACGCUGUGGAGGAGGACGACGGCGUCAUCCUCUCGGUGGUCCUCACCCCCUCACAGGACAAAGGGACAUUCCUCCUGGUUCUGGAUGCCAAGACGUUCGAAGAGCUGGGAAGAGCCAACGUGCCUGUUAACAUGGCUUAUGGCUUCCACGGUGCCUUCAGUGCCUCUGCAUGAGCUUCAAAACAAAGAAUAAUACCUGAAGUAUCAAUUGUUUUAACCACUAUACUCCUGAUGGUACAGAGUGACAGCUGCACUAUGAAGGACAACGUAUUCUCGUACUGACUGAAUGCCGAUGAGGUACUUUUCUAAUGUGAUUUCUGACUGCCAUUUUUUUAGGACUUCUCACCAGCUUUACCUCUUAAUCCACCCAAAUAUACUCAUUAUAUCGUUAUUAAUAAUAAUUUGCCUCAUGCUGCACUCAGGAGAGGGCUCGUGAAUUAUUAAACUGUUUGGCUUCAAACCUGUGAUUUCCAGGUUGCUUCCAAACACCAGGCCACCCAAGUGCCACCUGAUCAUUUUCUAUAAACACAAUCUUCUGUACUCUUUUCACUCUUUUUUUUUUUUUAACUUGAACAGUAUUUUUUACUCUUUGCUAAUUAAACAUUUUUUUUUACCUCUGUGAAAUGGCAAGUGUUGUCUGUGACUCCUACACACACAGAAGCUCCGCCAAGAUAACUUUCAGAAAUAUGCUUAAAUAUAAAAACAGCUAAAGAGAUCAACCCCACCCUUGAUGUAAAACCACAGCACAGACUGCCUCCUGUGUUCUUUUGUUGGCUUUCCUCUCUCGACGCUCUUCUCGCCUCCGUCGCCGUGUUUAUCGCUGAAUUAUAGUUUCCUCAAACGAGGAUCUAAUUACAAUCAUUUCUUUCCCCUGACAGGCUGCACAGAAAACAAAUGCAGUAAAAUCAGUUGAAUGUGCCACAAAAAUGAUGUGUGAAAUUUCAAUGCUCAGAGCAAAACACUGAAUUUUCACUAUUAUCACUGUCACAGGCUGAUUGUUAACUGUUCUGUUUUACAACAUGGAUUUAAAGUGUGAUUACAGGUCUUGGGAAGCACCGCAGCAUACGUGAAAAAAAUAGAAAAAAACUAUUGUGUUGUGACUCCAGAGGAAGCCACAUGUAAUCUGAUUACUUGCCUCCAGUGAUAUCACUAAGUUGCAUUGUGAGUGAUGUUGUCCAUAGACUUUGAAAAGUAAGGAGAAUGUGUGGAAUAAUA